Nylanderia fulva is the source of this 1109-nucleotide messenger RNA. RefSeq lists its product as uncharacterized. Lineage: Eukaryota; Metazoa; Arthropoda; Insecta; Hymenoptera; Formicidae. The record is from RefSeq and is a predicted model, not a curated record.
UUUAGUUUGAAAAAUUAUUAUUAUAGAAAAGUUGUGAAGUACAGUACAUCAGAAUCAACAACAAUGUUGAAGCUUAUCGCUAUAAGUUGCGUCAUCGUGGUUGCUUCCCUCAACUUUCAAAAAGUAAAAGGUUUUAAUUUGGUACCUUCCAUACCGAAUGUUAUAAAGAAUCCCAUACCGAAUAUAAAGAAUCCCAUACCGAAUAUUAUAGAAAAUCCUAUAUCGAAUAUUAUAAAGAAUCCCAUACCAAAUAUUAUAGAAAAUCCUAUAUCUAAUAUUAUAAAUAAUCCCAUAUCGAAGAUUAUAGAAGAUCCUUUAUCGAAUAUUAUAAAGAAUCCUAUAGCGGAUAUACAGAAUCUCAUACCAAAUAUAUCUUCAAUUAAUCCUCUAAAAAUAGGAGGAAAUGACAUCUCAAAUAUUAUAAAGAAUAUAUCAAAGCUCGGUGGGGACAGUAUUUUAGGAAAAAUUCUGAAUGCCAGAGCUACAUGUGUUAGAGCCUUUACAGAGGGAUAUGAGAUUUUCACUCAAUUAUCAUCGAUUUUUAAUACCUGCGUAAUAAAGCAAAUAAAGAAAAUACCUUCGCCCACAGCAAACAUAAAAAAAUUGUCCAAUCUGGCAAGUGAUGUGCAGGAAAUUCUGACGAAAGAUGUGCAUGAUACGUUACAAUGUUUGCAGCAAUCCCCUGUCAACAUAGUUUCAUGCCUUAAUGUAAUGAACAUCCCGAAACACUUAUAUGACCCUAAACUACUUAGCGAUGUGAUAUCUGAGGUCCUUUCGAUUUUCCCUUUCAAUUUGAUCAAAUAUAUCCCAGAUAUGAUAUCAUGUGGUGAAAAACUGGUUGUUGAGCUUAUAAACAUACCAAAGCUUUUUAAAUUUCUGAUCGACGCGGGACUUUGUGUUCACAGAGUUAGAAGUCUUAUAUAAUUAUAAAUUAUUCGUCGAUUAAUAUGACCAGUUACUCUAUAUUACUACUAUAUGUACUAUUGAUUUAUAUUAUUAUGAAUGUAUAAGUAAGUUUUUUUCACACUAUAUAAAGCGCUAUAAUUAUGCACAUACCUUCAAAAAUGUAAAAGUAAAUAAAUAAAAGCAAUAAUAAAAUAUUGUUAUAA